Condylostylus longicornis is the source of this 6023-nucleotide messenger RNA. RefSeq lists its product as uncharacterized. Gene Ontology annotation, molecular function: serine-type endopeptidase inhibitor activity. Gene Ontology annotation, cellular component: extracellular region. The transcript has 10 exons. Lineage: Eukaryota; Metazoa; Arthropoda; Insecta; Diptera; Dolichopodidae. The coding region runs from base 840 to 5486 and encodes 1548 amino acids. The record is from RefSeq and is a predicted model, not a curated record.
UUUAAAUAAAUUUUACUUUGUUUAUUUCGGUUGGACGUCGUGCAAAAUAAUUACCAUAAGAAUUGCAAUUCGUUAAUCAAAAAUUCUAGUAUCAUAAAAUUUUAAUUUUUUUUCACUAUUAUAUUACAGUAGGUACCGCAGUGCAGCUUUACAACAUCUCUGAUUUGAUCAAAACUCAAUUAACAUUUUAGUGAUCUUGUUCUUCACUUAGUGAUUUUGCUCUUCUGUGUGAUCAUCGUAUUUUCAUUAAAUUUAAUUUGGAAAAUAUUGCAGAAGUAAAGAAAAUAAAAAAUUAUAAAUUAUAAUAAAAAAAAUAUACAAAAAAAAGUGAAAUAAAAAAUUAGAAAACAGUGGAGGAAAUUAAAAAAAUUAAGUGAGUAAAUUAGAAUUCGUUUCGGAUACUAAAAAUAAAUAAAAUUAUUUUUUUUAUUACAAAAUUGAAGAGAAAAAUAUUUUUUAAUUAAAUUGGAUACACAAAAACAAUUUUCCAUAUUAUAGAUUUUAUCGAAUUUCGAAUUGAAAAACAACAACUGUAACAACAAUAUUUUCAGUAUUAUCUAAAAGGACAACAAAAUCACUCAUUAGAGAUCUUUGUACAUUUUUUGUGAAAAAAAAAAAAACAAAAAAAAAUAAUCACCUUAUUUGAUAAAAAAAAAACAUAUAAAAAAUAUUUUUUUGUAAAAGGAAAUUGAAUUUCACAUUUUUAUGACAGUAAAAAAAUUUCGGCUGUAAAUUUUUGCGAAAAAAAAAAAUAUUUAAAAACAAAUCGACAUACAUACAUACAUUUAUAAUUUUUUAUACAUAAUCAAGUUCAUAUGCAAUAAUUUUGGGUGAAAAAGAUGGCCCGUUAUGAUCAUCAACGGUCGGCUGUAAAUUUUCAAUUAAUUUUCCUUGGAUUAUUAUGCUUUAGUAAUUUAGUUUGGGAUAUUGAAGCUCGAAAAUUAAGUGAUGAUCUUACAGCUUGUCAACAUCUUCGACGAUCGGAAACUCGUCGAUCAAAAGCUUUAGCUAGUGUGUCACCACAGAAACGUGUACGGAUACCGAGAUGUACAAAAUCAGGUGGAUUUGAACCAAUACAAUGUCAAGAAGAUUUUAAUGGCACAUCUUGCUGGUGUGUUGAUGAAUAUGGAGUUGAAAUACCAGAAACACGAAAUAAUACACGUGAUACUGUUAAAUGUUCUGAACCAGAUCAUUGUGCAGCAAGCAGCUGUCGAAUGUUCUGUUCAUCUGGUUUUGCUAGAGACGCGCGUAGUGGUUGUUCUAUUUGUAAAUGUCGUGAUCCUUGUGAUGGUAUUGAAUGUCCAAAUGGACAAACAUGUCAGCAACAAGAAGUUAAAUGUAAAACAGAACCGUGUCCACCUAUCCCAACAUGUAAAAAAGGUAGAUCUUUAGCAAAUGCAUGUCCGGCUGGUUUACCGUUAUCAAUAGACGAUAGUAUAAGACCAUUUUUAUGUGGAAUAGAGCCUGGUAAACCACAAUGUCCCCCAUUAUAUCAAUGUUUGGUAGAAUCAGGAAAUGAUUAUGGUGUUUGUUGUCCAAGUACACUGAAAUUUCAAAAACCAGGAGUUUGUCCUAAUCCAGAAGAUUAUCUUUAUUCAGAAAGAACAGGAUACAUGUGUGGAACACCAUGCUCACAUGACUUAGAAUGUAAACAUAUGGAAAAAUGUUGUUUCACCAAGGGUUGUCAAAAUAACUGCCAACAGCCUUUUAAUAUAACAACAUGCCAUCAAGCAAGAGCAUUAUCGGAUAUAUUAGCUGUAAAUGAACGUGAAGGUCGUGGAUAUGUUCCUGAAUGCAAUGGACCUGGUGGCAUGUUUUCACCAAAACAAUGUUCAAGAAAUGGUUUGGUUUGUUGGUGCGUUGAUCCAAGGACAGGGCAAAAAAUCAAAGAUUCUAUGGGUGCUGCGGAUAAUGUUAACUGUGAUGGCUGGGAAAAUAUGAUUGCUAGAUCUGUAGGUCGGAGUAUGAGUAUGGAACAAUGUGAUACUAACAUAUGUGCUGCUAUUUGUGAAUAUGGUUUUAAAAAUGAUCACAAUGGAUGUCCAACUUGUGAAUGCUCAGAACCUUGUGAAGGCUUCAGAUGCCCAAUGGGCUCCCAUUGUGAAGUUGCUACCGAUCCUUUAUGUGAAUCAGGUUCCGCUUUGUGUUCUUCAUGGCCUAUUUGUAAACCAGAUCUUAUUUAUUCAAAUCCGUGCGAUAUUGGAACUCCAUUAUCGGAUAAUAUUACAGGAGAAUUGUUUUAUUGCAUAAAUGAAGAAAGACAGUCCCGUGCAUAUCAACCAGUUUCAUUCUUUGAUGAAGACCCAAAACUGGCUAGAUCAAUGUCUAAUCGCAUUAUUUGCCCAGAAAAUCAUAAAUGUACAAAACUACAUGGUGAAUCUGGAAAUGUAUGUUGUCCUGUUCCGGAAGAAAUAUUCCCUGAGUAUUCUCAAGAGAGACAGCAAUCUAUGUGUGAAUAUCUAAGAGACUUCUCAGAUCGUAUGGAAGGCACGGAAGAAGGAAUGCAAUUGGCUAUACCUCCACCAAGAUGUGCAGAAGAUGGCGCAUAUUCACCUCGUCAGUGCACUUAUAAGAAUAUUAAAGUAACGCGGAAAGAACAAAAACAAAUUCUGGAGGAAAAUACAAUUCGCAAAAUGAAAAUGCUUUUGCAUACCAGAUCAAAACGUCAAACAGAAAGUUUAAAACUUUAUAGAGUAGAUGACGGCACGCUUAAUAUUCGUGUUGCAGCUCCUGUUAUGGGAAGAAGUGCUAAGGUUAUAUCCUCAAUGGGUUCUUCAAAAUAUCAAGAUCUGUCAGGACUAUUUGAAACUGAUGUUAAAAAGGUAGCUCCAGCUCCGAAGCGACCUCUAGGAGAUGAUGAAUUGGUUGAUAUGGAAGUAGAAGAAUGUUGGUGUGUUGAUGGAUUUGGAACAGAAAUACCUGAAUCAAGAGGAUUUAAUGUUACUGAUGACUCCUGCGUUCAAUUAAGGGAGUCAAUUGAUUGCUUAGAUCUUACGUGCAGAAUGGGUUGUGAAUAUGGUUUCAUUUUAAGUCCUGAAACAAAGUGUCCAGCCUGCCAAUGCCGAGACCCUUGUGAGGGUGUAAACUGUAGCAAUGGCAAAGAAUGUCGAACAGUAGAAGUUUCUUGCGAAGAAGAAUAUUGCCCCCCUGUUCCUGCUUGUUUGCCCAGGAAAGCAGGCCAAUGUCCAUUUUUAGUUCCACCCAGUCCAGAUAAUGCGAAUACAUGCGAUUAUGAAUGUCGAACAGAUUCACACUGCGAAGGAACCAAAAGAUGUUGCUCAAACGGUUGUGGCACUCAAUGCGUUGAGCCACAAAUGAAAACUGCAUGCCAACAUUUGCAAACUAUUCAAAUGCAUCAAUCUUCAGAAUUAGGUAUUCCUGCAAAACAAAUGUAUAUUGCACAAUGUGACCCACUAUCAGGCAAAUGGAAUGAAAUUCAGUGCGGUCCAGAAAAUCUAUGUUGGUGUGUAAAUGAACGAGGAGAAGAAUUGAGUGGCACUAGAAUCAAAGGAAAAACUCCUACAUGUGAAAUAAAUUCUGCUUUGGAAUGUCCAUUACAAAAAUGUGCGCCUUGUGAGAAUGGUUUCAAAACUGAUAGAAAUGGCUGCCAAACAUGUGAAUGUAGAAAUUUUUGUGACGAAAUUUCAUGUUCAAGAGAUGAAGAAUGUCAAUUAAUCAACGUAGAAUGCAUAGAUUUACCUUGUCCAAAAAUGCCUAUUUGUGUUCCUAAACGAGAAUCUGUUUGCCCAGAAGGCGUUCCUUUAAAGCAAGGCGAAUUGGAAGUAGGGUGUGGACCGCAAAAUGAAAACGAAGCCUGCCCAACAACACAUACAUGUCAAUUAAAUCCAGUUACCAAUAGGGGAGUAUGUUGUGCAAAAACAAGAGAUGUUUGUUUUGAAUCAAUGGAUCAAAACUGUGUAGCUAAAAUUAACUCGUUCCAUAAUACAACAAAGUGGCGUUUUAGUCCCAAAGCAAAUAAAUGUGUGCCAGUUGUUGUUUCUGAAGAAGAGAAUUCAUGUCAAAAUAAGAAUCUUUUCCACAACGAAUUAGCUUGCAACUCAGUUUGUCCUGUACUCACACAAUGUGAACGAGUCAAACUAAAAAAUAGUUUAGUUGCAAGACGUGCCGAUCAAACAUCUGUAUGGUUUCAACCCAGAUGUGAUCCAAUAACAGGACAUUGGAGUCCAAUUCAAUGUUUGGGAAAACAACCAUCUUCCCUUAAAGAAUCUACAGAAAUCUCAGAAAACCAGCUUCAGCGCUUGAGUCGUGCAUUUUCUGUUUCAUCUGAUCCAGUAUCCAAUUCCCAGUAUGGAGUUUGUUGGUGUUCAGAUAAAAAAGGUGCACCUCUAAAAGGUACUUUAACCAGAAAUCUUGAGCCCGUGUGUAAUCACCGUCAAGCAAGAAGGCGAAUGCAUGCAAAUGAUGGCCCUAAUGAUCCUCUUAUGGAAGAAUUAAUAAAACAAAUGACAAUGAUGGUUGACAUAGAAGAUAAUGAUUUAGACACUUUAGAAUCAGCCGAUAUCCCAGAUGAGGAAAUUGCAAUCACUGAAAAAAUUUACGAAUUAGGAAAUUCAAUAAUAAGUUCUAAACUUUUUAUAGACAGUACAAAAAAUUUAAUGAAAACAACUACAAGAUGUAUGGCUCUUAAAAUGACAGCUUCUUUUCCGGUGAAUUGCGACGAAAGUGGAGCAUUUGUUCCAACACAAUGCGUCGAUGGGCAAUGUUGGUGCGUCGAUGCAGCAGGAAAUCAAUUACCGUCAUCAGGCACAUUCCCCAUAGGAACGAAAGAAUGUAAACCAACUUCAAUAGACGUUGUAUCUGUCGAAUUAAACUUACAAAAUGAAGAAGGUAGACAUAUUGCAAAUAUUUAUGAUAUUGUGCAAACGGAACUUCAUCAAUUAAUUGGAGAUUCAUUAGAAAAUCUUCGCGUUCAUGAUAAUAUGGAUGGUAAUGUUAUUGUACGAUUCGAAUUACAUCGUGAUGAUAAAAUUGAUAAAGCUUUUGCUAUUGAAGAAAAUAUACGACAAGGGAAUUUGAUAUUAGGUUAUGGUCAUUUAAAACCUGAUAUAACAAUGUCACGUUUCAUUCAUAGACAACAAAAAUUAAAAAAUGAUUAUGAUGAUAAUCAAGAAUUGAAUUUAAAUCAAGAAGAAAAACAAUAUAAAUAUCCUCAACAGCAACAAAAUGCACAGAAACCACAUAUACCAAUUGCUUUGGCAACAUCUGCAACCAAUAACAACACAUUACAUACAGCUGUCUUUAUAUUAGCAACAUCAUCAGCAUUUUUAGUUAGUAUAUUUGUAGUUUAUGUUAUGUUAAAACGUGGUAAAAGGAAAACUGUUAUUCAUUAUCCUGAAAAUAGAAUAUUAGGAAAUAAUGCAGAUAAAUUUGUUGAUUUUAGUUCUCCUAUAUUUGUUUUAAGUGCUAAUGAUAUUGAACCAUCAAAAUUAGAUAAGCAAACGGAAAUAGAAAAUAUUAAAAAUUAAAUAUUUAACACAAAUGUUUAUUUGUAUAUUUAAAAAGAGAAAAUUUGUAUUUAUAUAAUUGUAUUUUGAUUGUACAGCACAAAAACAACUUUAACACAUAGAUUUUACAAUUUAAAUAAGAUGUGCACGUAUGUGUUAGUUUUUUUUUUCAAAUAAGUACAUGAUUAUUUGAAUUAUAACUUACAGGAUUAGGAUGUAAAAAUGUAACACGACAAUGGAUAUUUAAAACAAUAUAAGAAUAAAAAUACGUGAAUAAUAAAUUUAAGUUUUUGAAAUAUUUCACAAGAAAUAUUUUGAAAUACAUUUUAUAAAUAUUAAAAAGAACGAAACGAGUUACUUACUAGAUUAUUUUGUAAAUUUUACUAUUAUACUGGAUGUUUCAAAUUAUUUCUUGUGGAUUUUAAUAAAAAAACACAUACAAUAUAUACAUAUAGAAAUAUUAUGAUAUUUUAUAAAUAUAUUUAUGUAUUUUAUUUAAGUUUUUGUUUGUAAAUAUAUUUACUUUUAUUAUAAUUAUCUACUUACUAUAUAUUUAAU